CGUUAGAGCUACUGUAGGCUGCAUUAAUACAUCACUUGCUGAAGAAAUAGUGAAUGCGUGCUCCUUGAUUCAAUCGAUGUUACACGUUCGAUCAGCUGUUUCUUAAAUUGUUUCAAAGAUCUCUUGCUGAAAAAUACGAUCUCAUCUACUAUCUCAUCUACUAUCUCAGUGUCCUCAUUUACAAUAUCAGUCUUUUAUUAAAAUCAGUCAAAGCCUGUUUACCCUAAAGCAAACAUGAAGACCAAGUUCAUUAAUGGGGUUUCGUCUUCCCCCUCGAUGUCUUUGGGGUUACUGGUCACUGAAAACGAGCUUCAAGUACAGCCUGAUACCGAAUCUGAAUGCGACAUUAUUCGACCAGAGGAGCCCGACGAACAAACGAAGCAUAAGGCAUAUCUUUGGUGUAAAGAAUUUCUUCUCGGAGCCUGGAAAACGGUAGAUGAGGAGGACUUUCAAAUCACCAUUAUAAGGGGGGGCCUGAGUAACAAGCUGUUCCUCUGCUCCUUGCCGGAAAAAGUACAAAGUGUGGGAGAUGAACCCCGAAGCAUCCUUCUUCGCUUGUAUGGAGCGAUUCUACAGAUGUCCUGUAAUAAAGGAGAGUCCAGACAGUCAGACAAAGAAAAUCUCUUUCAAGGAGCUGAGGCCAUGGUUCUGGAGAGCGUGAUGUUUGCCAUCCUUGCUGAGCGAGAGCUAGGCCCUAAACUCUAUGGAAUCUUUCCCCAGGGAAGAUUGGAGCAGUUUGUUCCCAGCAGAAAACUGGCCACAGACGAGCUGAGUAUUCCCAGCAUAUCAGCUGAAAUAGCUGAGAAGAUAGCCAAAUUUCACGGAAUGAAAAUGCCCUUUAACAAGGAACCCAAAUGGCUGUUUGGCACCAUGGAAAAAUACUUGAACCAAGUGCUGCGGCUCACCUUUAUCAGAGAGUCCCAGAUUCGCAAGUUUGCUCUUCUGCUGAGCUACAAUCUUCCCCAAGAGCUGGAGAAUCUUAAGUGUCUGCUGGACUCCACUCACUCUCCGGUUGUUUUUUGCCACAAUGACUGUCAGGAAGGUAACAUCUUGCUCCUGAGUGGCCGUGAAAAUUACGACAGGCAGAGGCUUAUGCUGAUUGACUUUGAAUACAGCAGUUAUAACUACAGAGGGUUUGAUAUUGGAAACCACUUCUGUGAGUGGAUGUAUGACUACAAUUGUGACAAGUCUCCAUUUUUCAAAGUUAACCCCAACAACUAUCCCACCAAAGCUCAACAGAUGCAUUUCUUUGGAAACUACUUAGCAGAAUAUGACAACGGAUUUGACAACCUGAGUGAAGAGGACCAGCUGAGGCUCAAAGAGGAGAUGCUGGUAGAAGUCAAUAGGUUUGCUUUAGCCUCUCAUUUCUUUUGGGGUCUGUGGUCCAUCAUCCAGGCUAGAAUAUCCACCAUAGAAUUUGGAUACAUGGACUAUGCUCUGGCCAGGUUUGAUGCAUACUUUGACCUGAAGAAAAAACUUGGGGUCUGAACAGAGAGUAUUUUAUUUUGACACGGAUAGAGCAGAGAGGGACCAGCUGAUAACAGGUUGAGAGAUAAAGACUGGGUGUAUAUGCCUGGGUUUUUUUUUAUUUGCCUAAAAUGGGAUGUGCUGCCCUGUGAUGGUUGCUAGUGCUGCUUGGACCAAAUUAAUACCAUAUCUUUAUCGGGCUGAACUCUGCUCCUGUAUUCUGUCAGCCUUUACAUUACUCGGUGUGUGUUCGCAAGGUAAACGUUUAUGGUUUAUCAAAGAAAUAUCCUGCUCUUUAAAAAAAAGGAAACACUAAAAGAAUUGCUUCAGAUUUCAGAAACAAGCUGGAAAAAAUACUUUAUACUAUACUCACUGGUGGAAAACAUAAUUAAUGCAAAUCGUCUGAUAGCACUUAUAGUCCACGAGAGAGUUUCUCAUGACAGAAUAUUCUGGUCACUUGUACACAACUAUUGAUCAUGAUACUGUGAAAAAGUAUGUGAGAGGCAAUAGCCAGACUGGUACAGAUAUUGAUACUGUGGCUAAAAUCAUUCCCAUUACUGUUUGUGAUUUUUCACCCUUGUCUGUACAUUCAUGCACUUUCUCUAACAGUUUACUGUAUGUAUUUUUUUUCAUAUGAAACUACCACUCAGACAUUUUAUUACAUCGUAAACUACCACUCAUAUUUUGUAUUACAGUAUUGAGCUUAAUAUUGUGAGCAGAGCUUAGGAGAUGAUGAAAUUGCACACUUGAUCCUCAAUCACCUUGUCAUCACCACAUGGUGUGACAAUUAACCCACUCAGUGUUGUGCAGAUUGGACUUUGUCAGGUGAAAGGGAAAAUAUGGCUGUCACAUCUAUUCAUUAUAUGUA
Messenger RNA from Chanos chanos (milkfish), 2335 nucleotides. RefSeq names its product choline kinase alpha (gene chka). Gene Ontology annotation, cellular component: cytoplasm. The record is from RefSeq and is a predicted model, not a curated record. Bases 235 to 1488 code for a protein of 417 amino acids. The transcript has 12 exons. NCBI's taxonomy places the organism in Eukaryota, Metazoa, Chordata, Actinopteri, Gonorynchiformes, Chanidae. Gene Ontology annotation, molecular function: ethanolamine kinase activity; choline kinase activity. Gene Ontology annotation, biological process: CDP-choline pathway; phosphatidylethanolamine biosynthetic process.